CCAGGCUUCUCGGCCAUGGCCCUCCGUAAGGAGCUCCUCAAAUCCAUCUGGUACGCCUUCACGGCCCUGGACGUGGAGAAGAGCGGCAAGGUCUCCAAGUCCCAGCUCAAGGUCUUGUCCCACAACUUGUACACGGUGCUACACAUCCCCCAUGACCCGGUGGCCUUGGAGGAGCACUUUCGGGAUGAUGACGAUGGCCCGGUCUCCAGUCAGGGUUACAUGCCCUAUCUCAACAAAUACAUCCUGGACAAGGUGGAAGAAGGGGCUUUUGUCAAGGAGCACUUUGAUGAGUUGUGCUGGACUCUGACGGCUAAGAAGAACUAUCAGCCCAACCGAAACGGGAAUAGCACAUUGUCCAAUCAGGAUGCUUUCCGACUCUGGUGUCUCUUCAACUUCCUGUCUGAGGACAAGUAUCCCCUGGUCAUGGUACCUGAUGAGGCCCGAGCCUCCAUGCAGGCAGAGAUGGAGAUGAAGGAAGAGGAGGCUGUUAGGCAGCGACAGCGGAUCUUGGAGCUGGAGGAAAUGCAACAGAGGCUCCAGGAGGCCCUACAGCUAGAGGUGAAGGCUCGCCAGGAUGAGGAGUCCAUGCGUUAUGCCCAGACCAGUGAAAAAAGGAAAAGAAAAGUGGUCCUGUCCCCAGGAGCCACAGCCUUGCCAUGCUUCUCCCUCUUCUGGGCCCUUCUCUGGCUCAGACUCCCCAGGAACUUUGUUCCCUUCUUUUCCCGGCAGGCUGCCCAGCGGAAGCUUCGCCAGGCCAGCACCAAUGUCAAGCACUGGAACGUUCAGAUGAGCCGACUCAUGCACCCUAUCCGGCCUGGAGACAAGCGUCCUCCCAACAGCAGCUCCUUUCCUGGCUUCCAGCCUUCCCUGCUAGCCCGGCGAGACUCCUCUCUGAAGCUUCUGUCCCGGUGGGGAUCCCGGGACAGUGAGACACCUGCAACCAACAGUUGUGAGCUCCAGGAAUCCCUGCAUAAAGAGGAUGAAUCCUCCACCCUUGCCUCCACCUCUCAGGAAGAACAGGAGUUCAAUUUGGAACCACCCAACUAAUCUCCCUAAGAGCCUCUGCCAUGACUUACACAGCCGGACUGUGGAUGAAAUCAACAAUCUGCUAGAAAAGAUCCUUUAGACCAGCAUAUCCAGGGAUUCCAUGUUCUCAAACUCUGUACUAGACCAGAUGGGGUCAGAGAAAAGCUUUUCCAUGUGGCUUCUGACCUCAGACAAUUGAGGGUCCCCAGGAUACUGUCCUAUGACUUAGCCCUAAGAGUUUAACAAUGGAAGCCGAGUUGGAGGGACCUGAGGAGGAAGAGAGGGAACUAGGGAGCCUGGAGCUCUCUGACCCUUCUUACACCCCUACUUCAUCCCUCCCAGAUUGCCAAUCAAUGGAUUUUUUCAUGUAUAAAAAAAAAUAAAAACUAAAUAAAACCUACUUUGAGAAUUCAUCAAUGUUGUGGGUCUAUCUACCUUUGCAUG
Gracilinanus agilis (Agile Gracile Mouse Opossum) is the source of this 1470-nucleotide messenger RNA. RefSeq names its product DEF6 guanine nucleotide exchange factor (gene DEF6). Gene Ontology annotation, cellular component: nucleus; cytoplasm. The transcript has 6 exons. The record is from RefSeq and is a predicted model, not a curated record. Lineage: Eukaryota; Metazoa; Chordata; Mammalia; Didelphimorphia; Didelphidae. Bases 16 to 1047 code for a protein of 343 amino acids.